Molecule: messenger RNA, 3332 nt
Organism: Meleagris gallopavo (turkey)
Lineage: Eukaryota; Metazoa; Chordata; Aves; Galliformes; Phasianidae
Source: RefSeq, a predicted model, not a curated record
UGUUGCUUUCUUUUCUUUCCCCCGUGCCUUUUUGAGCCAGUGAGCUGCAGGGUAGGUGGGCUGCUGUCCUGCAGAAGGGCCACGUGUGCGUGUCAGCGGUGUGGGGGUUGAGUGGGGGCACACAGUCAGAAAAGACUGCAUGUGUCGCCACACUCAGACGGGGGAGGGAAUAUUCUGCAUGGAAACAGAAUGGUGCAGCAGCUCUGGGGGUCUGUGUAGAGGCAGUACAAUAGACCCAAACCUCUUGCUUUCUUUUUAAGAGCUGAUACUCUGAUAUUGGCUUGUAACAAAGUGGGUUCUGCGCUGUAUCAUCAGUAGGUGGUGUGUGCUUGCAGGCUGUCUGCAGACAGCGUUCUGCCCCCAGCACUGCUGGGCAGACUCACAGCGCCUGACACCUACUGCUCCCCAGCUCUGAACCAUACAGCUCAUCUUUGGGGGUGUCACUGCACCGUGCAUUGUUCUGCAUCCAACAGCUCCACCAGAGGGGCCGUAAAAGCCAACCAAACAUCUCUCUUACUAGCUUAUUUGUGGGGGAAAAUUGAUGUCCUGGGCACAGGCUUCUGUAUGCUCAGUGUAACGGUGGUGUUCUGGUGACCCUUCCAAACUGUGAGCUAAGCUCUCAUGUCCCACUGUUCCCCUUCCAGUGGAGGAAUGACUGAGACCAGAGUACCUGCAGGUGUGGCCGCUUCGGUGUGUGCAGAUAGAACUGCUGUCAUCCAGAAGGUGCUCUGAGCUGGAAAAGAGGACUGAGGUAUACAGCAGUAAGAAAAACAGUAUGAUGGGUUCAGAAGGCUUUUCCCCAGGAAGUUCAGAGGAAGAUCCAAGCAGUGACGUUACGGCUACCUCUAGCAAACAUUACCUGUGUGGUUACUGUGCGGCCUUCACAAACAUAGCAGUUACUUUUCCCAUCCAGAAGGUCCUCUUUCGACAGCAGCUGUAUGGUCUGAAAACAAAGGAUGCAAUACAUCAGCUGCAGAAAGAUGGAAUUCGAAAUCUCUACCGUGGCAUCCUCCCACCCUUAAUGCAGAAGACGACCACGCUGGCUCUCAUGUUCGGCUUGUAUGAGGAUUUCUCCUCCUUGCUCCACAGCCACACGACUGCUCCUGAGCUCCUGACACGCAGCAUGGCAGCAGUGCUUGCAGGGACCACAGAAGCUGUGCUUACUCCUUUUGAGCGAGUGCAGACUUUGCUUCAGGACUACAAACACCACGAUAAGUUCACAAACACAUACCAGGCUUUCAAGGUACUGAAAGUCUACGGGAUGAAAGAGUACUAUCGGGGAUUGGUGCCUAUUCUGCUCCGCAAUGGGCCCAGUAACGUACUCUUCUUUGGCCUCAGAGGACCUAUCAAACAAUGUCUGCCUGAAGCAACUUCUUACAGCACUCAUUUGGUCAAUGACUUCAUUUGUGGAGGGCUGCUGGGUGCCAUGCUGGGAUUCUUGUUCUUCCCGAUGAAUGUUGUAAAAGCUCGCAUGCAAGCUCAGAUCGGUGGUGAAUUUCAGUCCUUCUCGACAGUUUUUGUGAAGAUCUGGCUGGAGCGUGACAGAAAAUUGAUCAAUCUUUUCAGAGGAGCCCAUCUGAAUUACCAUCGUUCAGUCCUGUCCUGGGGCAUAAUCAAUGCAACUUAUGAGUUCUUGCUAAAGCUGUUAUGAAAAACUCUUAUUUUCUUCGUCCCUUCUAUUCAUUUGUUUUUUUUGCCAUAUUUGAUGAUGCUUGAUCCCUGGGAGCAGUGCCUGCAUGGUGUGAAGGGCAUUUAGUCUCGGCCUUCACUGCACAUGGGGUGAAUGGUGAUACAUCCAAACCUUGGUGCAAUUACGAGUAGCUUCUUAAAUUAUUUAUUUGCUGGCAGGUGGACUUACCCAUAAUGAAACUACUAGACAAAUAGAUAAAAACAAAACCAAAAAACCACAGACUCAUCUGUCAGUCCAGUGGCUAAUUCAGUAUCACUCCCAGAAGUUCCUAACACUCCGUGACCGAGUGCACUCCACUGUGUACCUUGUAGAACAUGAAAGUCAGGGGGAGGCUGAUGGAAAUUCAUUCCCUUGUUUGAUGAACUUCAGAAUGCUGACGUAAGGUUACGUUCUCAGAUAGAGGUAGGCUCCUGAGUGCUCACCGUUGCUCGUGGCCAAAUGGACAUCAACUCCAGAGGAGGAUGACAGAGUUCCUGAGUUCUGUGCUUAAACAAAGCCUAUGCCAAGUCUCCUGCUGGCCUCUUGGAUGCUCGGCUUCAGGCAGAACGUUUCAUUCGGCAGCAUAAAAGCAGGUACUGAAUGUUGCCUUCGGUGUCACCUGACUCAGAUCUCUGUGCACGUAUGUACGCACACGGUUUAAUGUGGAAAGGGAAAAGGGGAAGGAGAGAGGCAGCAAAUAUGAGAAAGCUUUAAAGUGCCCUUCCGUGUUAUAAUCCUUCUACUUGUAAAUGCGGAGCUUGUUCUGCUUUUUUUUCUUUUUUUUACUACUUCUUUUUCUAUUAUUCUACAGCCGUGAGGCCAGAAAGAAGAUGUCUCUUUUUGUAAUGCUUAUUAUAAGAUAGUUCAUUUUCCUGUAUUUUCCUGUUGUGAAAGUAGUUCUCAGGCAGCUCUUUUCUACAGAGGUAUCUUGUCUUUUGCAGAUCGCUUGUGUUUCAUCAGAGCUGUGACAUAACUGAUCACAACAAGACUUUUUACAGGAAAGCUGGAGCUCUGUCUCCUUGAUGUGUACGUUUAACAGUUCUGUGAGACAGAAUUGUACUGUAGCACUACCAGGAUUAAAUUCCUGGGUAAUACCCACUGGGGUGAAGUCUGCGAUUGUAGUACCAGGAGGCAGACAGAGAUGACCUUUGGAAUGAUGCAGCACUUGGAGAAGCACUGAUGGACUUCUGUGGGCAAGUGCAGAGAAAGAUGUACAGAAAUGGGUGUUCUGUGUCCUACAGAUGUGGGUGGUGGGAGAUGCGAGGCUGGAGGCCUUGGAGAAAGGAGCAGGAGGGGGAUAGGCAUAGCCAGACCAGGAGAGGAUCUUAAUGAAAAACACUUGGCUGUCCUGGGAACUUUAUGUCAUUAUGUUAUAUUUAAAAACAGGCGGAAAAAAAAAAAAAAUUAAAACAAAACAACCUCACCACCUAUUCUGAAAGAUGGGGAUAAACUUUUACCAAGUUACUCUUUUCGUAAGCUUUGUAGUGCUGGUUAUCUUUUGUUUGCUGAACUGUCACAAAAUACUUGCUCUAAUCAGUGUGUCAUGAUUAUGAUCCUAAUGAGGUCCCUAGCUUCACAGCCCAAAAGGGCCCAGCACAAAUGAGCAUUGCUAUAUCUGAAUGUUGUGGUUAUUUGCAUUGAAAUAAAAUGUUUAUUGAAUGUU